Epinephelus fuscoguttatus (brown-marbled grouper) is the source of this 2675-nucleotide messenger RNA. Its product is annotated as inward rectifier potassium channel 16-like. The record is from RefSeq and is a predicted model, not a curated record. Lineage: Eukaryota; Metazoa; Chordata; Actinopteri; Perciformes; Serranidae. The transcript has 2 exons. Gene Ontology annotation, molecular function: inward rectifier potassium channel activity. Bases 246 to 1394 code for a protein of 382 amino acids. Gene Ontology annotation, biological process: regulation of monoatomic ion transmembrane transport; potassium ion import across plasma membrane. Gene Ontology annotation, cellular component: plasma membrane.
AUUCCAUAGGUCAUAAAUUCCUCCAGAUUGUCCAAUGAGGUUUCAGAGGGACGUGCUGUGAUAUCAGAAGAAAUUGGGACUUUGCCUCAGGACCAUGCCGGCCCCUGACACUCUGCGGCCAACAAACUCAGAGGUGACUUCCACUGUGGCAACACAUAGUUUAAUGCUCGGCAGAACUGAUGGGCUUCUGUGACACUUGACCUAACUUCUACUCUGAAAGCGACUGAAAGGUAGCUGUGGUCAUAAUGGGCACGGAAAGGGAUGAGCAGAUCGUCAUUGAUACCUACAACACUACAAUCCAUACACUGGGCAUGCAAAAUGAGGACAAGCAGCUGCGCUUUAUGCAGAAGGAUGGAAGGUUCCCGGUGGUUUUCCAGAAGGCCCCCGGACACUGGAGCCCGUUCCUGGUGGACAUUUUCACCACUCUUGUGGAGAUCCGCUGGAGGGUGAUGUUCCUCAUCUUUUCCCUCUCUUACAUUCUCUCUUGGAUGUUUUUCGGUCUCUGCUAUUGGCUCAUAGCGUAUGUACACGGGGACACUGACGAUGUAGAUAGCGCACCCUGCGUGGAGAACGUGCGUGGCUUCACUGCGGCCUUUCUGUUCUCAAUGGAGACCCAGGCGACUAUUGGCUAUGGCUUCAGGGGCAUGACCGAGAACUGUAUUGUGGCAAUAAUUGUGGUGACAGUUCAAGAUGUAUUUAGCUGCCUCAUUGACACCAUCGUCAUCGGUAUUGUUAUUGCCAAAAUGGCUUCAGCUCGUAAGAGAGCUCAGACGGUUGGUUUCAGUAGCUGUGCAGUGGUCAACCUACGAGAUGGGGUUCUGUGUCUGUCGUGGCGAGUUGGGGACUUCAGGGGUAAUCACAUCUUGGAGGGUGUUACCAGAGCCAUGGUAGUCCGCCAUGUGAAACAGCCAGCUGGGACUGUUGUGAUGUCAUACGAGGAACUGCACAUCCAGAAUCGAGACAUUGUCCUUGCCACACCGACCACCAUCAUCCAUAAACUGGAGCCCGGCAGUCCUCUCUACAGCCUGGGCCCUGACAACCUGCUGGGGGACGACUUUGAACUGGUGGUGUCUUUCACCUACACCGGUGACUCGACGGGUAUGCUCCACCAGACACGAACCUCCUACACACCAGCAGACAUCCGCUGGGGACAACGCUUCCAGGACAUGUUGAAACUGGGCAAGAGGCACUACAAGGUGGAUUACGCUUUGUUCAAUGUGACCACCUGGGUGCCUGUGCCACUGCUCAGUGCGGAGGAGUUUGACAGGAGGGAACGUCCAACAGAGGGGGGUGAGACCAGUGGUCCUCUCAUUGCAUCAACCAUGAGCAACGGACAUGCUUGCAAUGUCAAUCCUGACAUCAUUGAAGAGGUGAUGCAGCAGACCUGUUUGUAAAGCGGGCAUGUGAUGGACAAUGUGAUAAGAUGUGCUCUUGUAAAUAUAUUUAUGUGUAACUUUAGUGUUUACAGCCUGUUUUUUUGUGUUAGAUGAAUUUUAUUUCUAUUUCUGGGCUGGAGCCUAUCCCAGGUGACACUAGGCAAGAGGCAGGGUACACCCUGGACAGGUCACCAGACUAUCACAGGUCUGACACAUAGAGACAGACAACCAUUCACACCUUUGGGAAAGUUAAAGUCACAAGUUAACCUGCAUGCCUUUGGACUGUGGGAGGAAGCCGGAGUACCCCAAGAAAACCCACACUGACACAGGGAGAACAUGCAAACUCCGCACGGAAUAGCUCCCCCAUCCCAGGUUCGAGCCAGGGCCCCUCUUGCUGUGUGGCGACAAUGCUAACCACUACACCACCAUGCUGUUGUGUAAGAUGAAUAAAAUCCAUAAAUGUAAGUCAAACAAAAGCUGUUUUUGUAAAACUCUAAAACGUGUUUGCUUUUAUAAUCGUACUUCUAAGUAUUUUAUUAUUUGUAUUUUGCUGGACAGAAAAAAAUAAGACGUCAUUUGUAAAAAAAAGUCCUUCAAAUCUUGUACUCUUACACUCGAAAUACUUAAAAUAUAUUAAUAUGUCAUUUUAUUCUCAAAUAAGACCACUUUUGUAUCCCCAUGUACAACAAUUACCCUAUAGCCCACAGUCUUUGGCUUUAUGCAAGUGAAUCCCAUCACAGCAAUAUGCUCACUGUGAACUACCCUAUUAUAUUUGUGUUCCCUGGACUGCAGGGUUGGAGGGUACACAAAGGAGAGUACUUUAUUUUUAGGUUGUUGUUGUUGGUAUCGGUGAGAGGGGGGCUCUCUCAUUUCUUCUCUACUAUUAUGUACUGUAUCAUACUCUGCUGUAAUGGUCGUUUAGUGUUUUGUGCACCAGUAAGUUGCUUGUAAAGUUGAUCUUAGAAAUGUCCUCACUCCACUGCUCUUAUAUUUAUCGCUCUUGAAAAAGGCUCAGUCUUGUUGUCAUCUAAAGGACAUCGUACGUCACUUUGUCCACUUUACUUUGUGUUUCAGUUGGCUGUUUACUCAGUCAGUAAAGGGUGGCUUUGACUGACAGAAACCACCCAGCAUGCACUCCCGAAUUCACAGGCUUACACUCCCAAUAUAUCCUGAUUGGCCACCUCAAAUCGAUGAUGUGGGAAAAUGUCAGAGCUCAUCAAUGCAGGGUGGUAAAGGUGCCAUAUAGCCUACGACAUUCAGAGUCUGGGCUGGAAUCGUCUUUGGCUAACACUGCUCACA